CACUGUCACGUUGAUGCCCAUAACUCUGACUUGGUAAGAAAGGGACGAGCCGAAUUUUUCGUACCGUUUCGGCUACAAAGAUCGCCGUUUACAUCCUGCCCACAAUCAUGAUCAUGGAUGAACAACUCCGGCAGAUUGCACCGAGCGAAGACUUUGAUCCAAUGGCGGCUUUACUCGGGAUGAAUGUCACUGUAAGAAGAGAACUGUAUCAAGAGCGUGCAAGGAUCAACGAAAUGGUUGUUAUUCAGCACACUGAGGAUAUCGAGUCUCUCAAAAAGCAGAUUGAUGAGAAGAACAAAGAAAUCGAUGAGCUACGUAAAUCAAUGGACAGUCUGGUGGAGCAGAAUCAAGAGUUAAGCGUGGCGCUUAGGUCUAGAAACGAGGAGAUUAAAGCCCUCAAGACGAGAAUCGGUCGACUCGAGACUGAUAAAAAGGACUUGGAAGACGAGCUGAAGUCUGUUACAGUCAAGGUUAGCCGAAUGGAAAAGGAUAUCAGAGAACUGAACGAAGCAAAGACCGCCCAAGAAGAGAAAAACAUGGAACUACAAGAAAAUUUUGACAAGGUCACAGGCAAGCUAGAGAGUAGAAACCAAGUAUUGAGGAAAGAGAUAAAGGAGAUUCGAGAAUCACAACACAAAGAGGCGCUGCCGCCAUCAAUAGUAACCCCAAGAGCAGGAGGACGUCAAAUGCUUACUCCUCCAUUACCAAGGCACCUUCAGAGAGCCGAUUUGGAACUGCAUGCCUCGCUCACUUUGGGAGAGCUGUGCCGACAGUUCCAGAACAAGUUGUAUAAGAUAAUAUUCCCGAAUUCGUUUCAGUCAAACAGGAAUUACAAGAUGAAGAAUAUUUGGCGCGAUUUGGAUAGACUGCCUCAACUGGAAGAGGAAAAGCAGCGAUCAAGGAAAAAGUGGGACGAAAUAAAGCAAAAGUUGAAAUGGGAUGAAUGUUACGAAGAUGCCAUGAAAGCACUCCAGGAAAGCCGAAAUAUGGAUGCCCAUCCAGCCCCUUUAACGGAGGAAGGUCUUGCAAGAGCCGCAGAACUCAUGGAUUCCAAAGGUAACCUGAAAGGUUGGCUGUCUUUGAAACGAGUGAAUGAUUUGAUAACUAUGUGGAAAAACGUUCAGACAAUGGAGUGAGUCAUAUGUUUGUGAUAUAUUGGUAUCGCUGAAAUAGUUUAAAACUCAAAUUUAGCUGCUUUAUUACCAAGGAAGGAUAAUAGAAACAUGUGACUAUAUUCAUAGCUAUUAUCCAUGGAACUGAGCUACAGCUAAAGGGAACCAUGUUUCACACGGUGAAAUAUGGAGACGAACAUUUACAAAGUCACGAUGUUUUGUUUCUUUAUUUUUAAACUAGAUUGUCGAUUUUCUAUCAGGGAUAACUAUUUCAACUUUAUAUCAAAUGUUUCACUUGGGAGUAAGAAAAACAAUUUCGAUUCUCGAUGAAAAUUAUCAUUAGAUGUAAAAUUUAA
Pocillopora verrucosa is the source of this 1468-nucleotide messenger RNA. The record is from RefSeq and is a predicted model, not a curated record. Lineage: Eukaryota; Metazoa; Cnidaria; Anthozoa; Scleractinia; Pocilloporidae.